This is a messenger RNA of Penicillium salamii, 1251 nucleotides long. Lineage: Eukaryota; Fungi; Ascomycota; Eurotiomycetes; Eurotiales; Aspergillaceae. The record is from the annotation of a GenBank genome assembly.
AUGCCCGCUGAUCAGGGGUCCCUCUAUGGGAAACCCCGCACCAAAAAGGACAAUAACGAGCAAACGGCUUCGAACCUCGCAUUUACCUCCCAGCUAUCAUCUCUUAUCGCUCAAAGUGCGACCAAUGCGCCUUCGCAAGGGCGCCAGCGUCCUUCCAAAAACCCCAAAUCAGACAUCUUUGCAAAGCACAACAAAGGAUCCCAGAAACGUGCCGCUGCCGAUCUCCUAGAUGACAAUCGAGCUCUCAAACAAGUCCACAGGAACACCCAAGAUAUCGGCUCUGUGGACACCGCCACCCUUGGCCGGUCUCGUCGCCGUAUGGAGGAGAAAGUGAGGAUGUACGAUGAUAUGAAGAAAGGUCUUUACCUCACUGGCGAUAGCGAUGACGAUGACGACAAUGCUCCAAUUGAUCCGUCUGACCCUGAGGCUUAUCUGAAACGACUGCGACGCAAGGAGAAGGAGGGAUUGGUUGACUUUGAUCUCAAAGAUACAAACGAGCAAGAAUUCAAGCCCGAUGAUUCGGAUGAAGACACUUCUUCGGUCAUUUCUUAUGAAGAUGAAUUUGGUCGUUCCCGCCGUGGUACCCGUGCGGAGGCUGCCGAGGCUUCUCGUGCCAAGGAUGAAGCAGCUGGCGGCGAAUCUGCCCAGGAGCGUUGGCGACCCGCUCGUCCCGACAAUUUGAUCUACGGAGAGGCUGUUCAAACUGAAGCCUUUAAUCCAGAUGCUGAUGUAGCCUCGAAAAUGUCUCAUCUCGCUGCUCGUCGUGACCGCUCGCCUACCCCACCUGAAAACAAACACUACAAUGCCGAAGAAGAAGUGCGCAAUCGUGGAACUGGCUUCUAUACCUUUUCUGCAGACGAAGAGGAGCGCAAGAAGCAAAUGGAACAGCUCGAGAUCAUGCGGAAGCUCACAGUUUCGAAGCGGCUGUCCGCCCAGGAGGAAAUUGCGCAAAGAAAGGCCAAAAAAGAAGCGAGGAUUCAAGACUGCAUCGACUUCUUCGCCCGGCGGAAGGCACUCCAGGAGGCAGCACAACGCGAGAGAGAGCUCAAUCCCCCUCCUCCAAUUGACCCAUCCGACAUGCCUGAUCCCGAGCUUGACUUCUUACCUCUGGAACACCAAAGGCCUAGCUGGGUCCCUUGGUUUGUGAGGAACCCUCGACGGCUUUUUGAGCCUGUUCCCUGGAAACUUGCGGAAGAAAAGCCGAGCGAGCCAUCGAAACCGGGAGAGGCAGGGUCGGAACAGCCGCGAUAG